Molecule: messenger RNA, 738 nt
Organism: Cavenderia fasciculata
Lineage: Eukaryota; Evosea; Eumycetozoa; Acytosteliales; Cavenderiaceae
Gene: rpl10a
Product: S60 ribosomal protein L10a
Exons: 4
Coding region: 1-738 (245 amino acids)
Biological process (GO): translation
Cellular component (GO): large ribosomal subunit
Molecular function (GO): structural constituent of ribosome; RNA binding
Source: RefSeq, a predicted model, not a curated record
AUGAUUGUUUAUUUUGUAUCAUGGUUGGUAAUUCGUUCAUCAGAAAAGAAAGUAAAGAUUAGAUUAUUUAACGAUCCACUAAAAAUGAGCAAAAUUUCAAGCGAACAAGUCAGACAAACCGUAGGUAACAUCCUUAAGGAAUCCGUCGAAGCCAAGCGUAACUUCACUGAGACCAUUGAACUCCAAAUCAAUCUCAAGAACUACGACACCAAGAAGGACAAGCGUUUCUCUGGACAAAUCAAGCUUGCCACCGUCACCAAGCCAAAGCUCAGAAUCUGCAUCUUUGCCGAUCAACAACAUUGUGAUGAAGCCACCAAGAUCGGUGCUGAAUUCAUGGAUAUCGAAGCUCUCAAGAAGAUCGGUCCAAAGAACAAGAAGGGUAUCAAGCAACUCGCCAAGAGCUACGAUGCUUUCCUUGCCUCUGAAACCAUCCUCCGUCAAGUCCCAAAGUUGUUGGGUCCAGGUCUCAACAAGGUCGGUAAGUUCCCAACCCUCCUUACUCACAACGAAGACAUGGCCACCAAGAUCAACGAAGUCAAGUCCACCAUCAAGUUCCAAUUGAAGAAGGUCCUCUGUUUGGCCGUCGCCGUCGGUCACGUCAACCUCACCGAAAGAGAAAUCGCCACCAACGUCAUCCAAGCCAUCAAUUUCUUGGUCUCCCUCCUCAAGAAGCAAUGGCAAAACGUCAAGACCCUCUACAUCAAGUCCACCAUGGGUCCAUCUCACAGAAUCUACUAA